Molecule: messenger RNA, 1453 nt
Organism: Arabidopsis thaliana (thale cress)
Lineage: Eukaryota; Viridiplantae; Streptophyta; Magnoliopsida; Brassicales; Brassicaceae
Gene: WRKY28
Product: WRKY DNA-binding protein 28
Exons: 3
Coding region: 295-1251 (318 amino acids)
Biological process (GO): regulation of DNA-templated transcription
Cellular component (GO): nucleus
Molecular function (GO): DNA-binding transcription factor activity; sequence-specific DNA binding
Source: RefSeq, marked reviewed
UUUGGAUUCACACACGUACCAUUGAAUUAUAUCUCAAUACACUUUUACUUAAUUAACUUAUUUCCAAACCAAGUAGCCAAAAUCAUAUUAUUCUUCUCUCUCUUCCUUUUUUGAGUUUCAAAAUGCAUAAAUACGAGAACGAGAGACGAAGACCAAAUUAAAGUCCAAGCACCAAUCUAGACCUCUUAGGAAAAAAACCUAAAAACCUAAUCCCCAAACCUAAAAGGCUUAUCUCAUCUCUUCUUCUUUGUCUUCUUUACUCUUUUUUUACCUCUCUCUUCAUUGUUCUUCACCAUGUCUAAUGAAACCAGAGAUCUCUACAACUACCAAUACCCUUCAUCGUUUUCGUUGCACGAAAUGAUGAAUCUGCCUACUUCAAAUCCAUCUUCUUAUGGAAACCUCCCAUCACAAAACGGUUUUAAUCCAUCUACUUAUUCCUUCACCGAUUGUCUCCAAAGUUCUCCAGCAGCGUAUGAAUCUCUACUUCAGAAAACUUUUGGUCUUUCUCCCUCUUCCUCAGAGGUUUUCAAUUCUUCGAUCGAUCAAGAACCGAACCGUGAUGUUACUAAUGACGUAAUCAAUGGUGGUGCAUGCAACGAGACUGAAACUAGGGUUUCUCCUUCUAAUUCUUCCUCUAGUGAGGCUGAUCACCCCGGUGAAGAUUCCGGUAAGAGCCGGAGGAAACGAGAGUUAGUCGGUGAAGAAGAUCAAAUUUCCAAAAAAGUUGGGAAAACGAAAAAGACUGAGGUGAAGAAACAAAGAGAGCCACGAGUCUCGUUUAUGACUAAAAGUGAAGUUGAUCAUCUUGAAGAUGGUUAUAGAUGGAGAAAAUACGGCCAAAAGGCUGUAAAAAAUAGCCCUUAUCCAAGGAGUUACUAUAGAUGUACAACACAAAAGUGCAACGUGAAGAAACGAGUGGAGAGAUCGUUCCAAGAUCCAACGGUUGUGAUUACAACUUACGAGGGUCAACACAACCACCCGAUUCCGACUAAUCUUCGAGGAAGUUCUGCCGCGGCUGCUAUGUUCUCCGCAGACCUCAUGACUCCAAGAAGCUUUGCACAUGAUAUGUUUAGGACGGCAGCUUAUACUAACGGCGGUUCUGUGGCGGCGGCUUUGGAUUAUGGAUAUGGACAAAGUGGUUAUGGUAGUGUGAAUUCAAACCCUAGUUCUCACCAAGUGUAUCAUCAAGGGGGUGAGUAUGAGCUCUUGAGGGAGAUUUUUCCUUCAAUUUUCUUUAAGCAAGAGCCUUGAUCGAUCAUUGUUAUAACUACAUAUAUUAUAUAUAUUGAGAGAGAGAGGUAGAGAAAAAAAAAACUUAUAUGUAACUUAAGAUCUUAUUUUGUCUCUCUUAUUUGCAUGUACAUAUUUUUUCAUGAAAGAAUGAGACAGUUGGGCUUGCUUAUAUAUUUGAUGAUGUUUAAUGUGUUACCGUUGGAUACAUAUUUUCGCUUCC